GUUAAAUGACAAAGGAAAAGAUAUUCCAAUAAAAGCAGAAGACGUCCAAGAAAACGAUGAGAUAUGUAGAUCUGUAGAGGGCACUGAAAUGCCAAUCGAUGUGACACCGUAUCGUGUUUGGUUUUCAGCAGCCCCAGAGAAUCAAGACCGUCGUGCAGCCAAGUGUCCUGAAAACGAGUACAAGAACGAUUCUGAACCAAGAGGUCGUGCACUCAUUAUCAACAACAAGACAUUUUCCGUGGACUGGCUUCCAGAACGUGAUGGUACCGAGGUAGACGUUGUUGCCUUGAGGGAACUAUUCCGUUACCUCCAUUAUGAGACAGACGUUAUCAGUAACCUGACUGCAAAUGAAAUGAAGGAAGAAAUAGAACAAGAAAGUCAAAGAGAUGAUCACAAGAUUUACGAUUCUUUCAUCUUGUUUCUACUGAGCCAUGGUACCAAGGGUGCUGUUUAUGGAACGGAUGGCUAUCCUUUACCCUUCAAAGAUAUCAAAGCCAUUUUGAAUAACAGGAACUGUCUUGGCCUGUCGGGCAAACCGAAAAUGAUAUUUAUUCAGGCUUGCCAGGGAAGUAAGUUAUGGAAUGUAUUACACAAGCUUGAAUACCUGCGAUGAAAAUAACAUGCAAAAUUAUUAAACAAAUGUAUUGAGAUAUUAAACUGUAUUAACAGUUUGUCUCCUUUAAAUUAUAUUCAGCCAC
Lingula anatina is the source of this 698-nucleotide messenger RNA. RefSeq lists its product as uncharacterized. Gene Ontology annotation, biological process: proteolysis. NCBI's taxonomy places the organism in Eukaryota, Metazoa, Brachiopoda, Lingulata, Lingulida, Lingulidae. Gene Ontology annotation, molecular function: cysteine-type endopeptidase activity. The record is from RefSeq and is a predicted model, not a curated record.